UUCAAACCGGCGGCGCGCGGGCGGUGGCGGGCCCGGACCGGGAACCAGGGCCGAGACCGAGACCAGCCCCACCCGGCGGGCCCGGAGCCCAGACCGGGAGCGGGGCCGAGGUUGAGAGCUACUGCAGCCGUAGUCGAGACCGGGAGCGGGGCCGGGAGCAUUGCCGGGCCAUGCAACGCGCCAAGACCCCCGCCGCGCAGAAGCGGCCCCGGCGCGCCCCACUGCAGGAACUGCAGCUGCAGUCGGGCGCCGACCGGACCAGCCUGACCCCCCUGCUCCGCCGGCUGCGGCUCAAGGACUGUGCCACACCAGUGUCCUGUGCCCGGGGCCCCCGCAGCAGCAUCACCACGGUCCCUCGCACCCCAGGACCCCCGCGAAGUGCUACUAUGGGCCCCCCCAGCAGCACCACCUCGGUGCCUUGCACCCUGGAGCCCACCAUUUUGGCGUCCCCCAGGACCUCCACCUGCGACCUUGGGACUCCCAUUCUUAAGCCUGGUGCCGCUGAGGCCCCCAGCAAUGCCACCCUUAUUCCUGGUGCUUUGGAGACCUCCAGCAGCCCCAGCCCAGAGGCCCCUGGCAGUCCUGUCCCAGUGUCCAGCACGCCAGAGCUCCCUGACAACACCAUGUCAGCCCCUCUGUGCAGUCCAGUACUGGGACCCAGCACCUCAGAGCCCCCCAGCAGCACUGUGCCAGCCUCUGUGUGCAGCUCCAUCCCAGUGCCCAGCACCCCAGAGCCCUCAAGCAGCACCAUUCCAGUUCCCCAGUGCAGCUCCAUCCCUGCGCCCAGCACCCCAGAGCCCUCCAGAAGCACUGUGCCAGCCUCUGUGUGCAGCUCCAUCCCAGUGCCCAGCACCCCAGAGCCCUCCAGCAGCACCAUUCCAGUUCCCCAGUGCAGCUUCAUCCCUGCUCUGAGCACCCCAGAACCCUCCAGCAGCACUGUGCCAGUCUCCCUGUGCAACUCCAUCCCGGUGCCCAGCACCCCAGAGCCCUCCAGCAGCACCAUUCCAGUUCCCCAGUGCAGUUCCAUUCCAGUGCCUGGCACCCCAGAGCCCUCCAGCAGCACUGUGCCAGCCUCUGUGUGCAGCUCCAUCCCGGUGCCCAGUACCCCAGAGCGCUCCAGCAGCACCAUUCCAGUUCCCCUGUGCAGCUCCAUCCUAGGAUCCAGCACCCCAGAGUGCCCUGGCAACACCGUGCCAGUCUCCCCGUGCAGUUCCAUCCCAGUGGCCAGCAUCUUGGAGUCCCCUGGCAGCACCAUGUGCAGCCUUGUCCUGGGGCCCUGCACUCUGGAAUCCCCUGGCAGCACCACCCCAGGGCUCCCCAACAUUAUGAGCUCGGUGUCUUGCAACCCAAACUCUCCAGGCAGCUCUGCUCUACCCCCCUGCAGCUCUGGGUCCCCUGGCAAUGCCAGCAUAGCCUCCUGCACCCCAGGGCCCCCUGGCACCAGCUCCACUCCCCAGAAGACUCCCUUCCGCAGGUGGCGAGCAGCACCUCCAGACUUUUCCUGCAGCUCUGUGGCCUCUGAGCCCCCAUCUACAAAUGGGAGUGCUGAUCAUCUGCAUUGCCAAGGCACCCCUGAGGGAGCCGAGUUCCCUGCCCCUGUCUCUCCAGAACAGAGCCCACCUGGUCUCUCUGCCAUCGAGGCAAGUGGGUUGGAGCCUGCUGGGUCUGAAGCCACUGUCACCCCUGUCACCUCGCCUGAAUCAACCCUGGGUACGGUGUCCUGGACGUUACCACUGGUGUGGCUGGAGAAAACCCUCAACACCUCGUUCCUGGUGGAAUCCCUGAGGCACAGCCUGCCCCUCCGCAAGCUACAGCAGGAUGCCAGCAGCAGUGUCACCCCUGUGCCCACUGCAGUCGCCAACACCAGCACGACCCCUGUACCAACUGUGGUCACUGGCACCAGCACAACCCCUGUGUCAACUGUGGUCACUGGCAUCAGCACAACCCCAGUGCCCACCAUGGUCACUGGCACCAGCAUAACCCCUGUGCCCACUGUGGUUGCUGGCACUGGCACAACCCCCGUGCCGACUGUGGUCACUGGCACCAGCAUGACCCCUAUAUCCACUGUGGUUGCUGGCACCAGCACAACCCCAGUGCCCACUGCAGUCGCUGGCACCAGCACAACCCCUGUGCCCACUGUGGCCGCUGGCACCAGCACAACCCCAGUGCCAACUGUGGUCACUGGCACCAGCAUGACCCCCGUGCCAACUGUGGUUGCUGGCACCAGCACAACGCCAGUGCCCACCACAGCCAUUGGAACCAGCAUGACCCCAGUGCCCUCUACAGCCACGGGCACCAGCAUGACCCCGGUGCUCUCCAUGGCCACUGGCACCUUCAUGACACCUCGGGACGUGUGGGAGAGGAGCAUGAACACAUCCAGGGGAAGCCUCCCCUGUGCCAAGGACAGUGCUGCGGAAACAGACUCCCUGCUCUGGCACUGUCCCCGGGAGCAGCUGAAGACCCUGCCACGGGCAGAGCUGGAGGGGAGGCUGGAGAGCACCCUCAUCAUCAUCGAGGCCCUCUCGCUGCAGCUGCGUGACUGGCAGGAGAGCCAGCAGCUGCGGCCUGACGUGGGGCCGGCCAAGCAGAGGGACGCGCUCACACAGACGGACACCACCCACCCCGAAGGGAGCACCUGGAGCAGCCAGAGCCUCCUGUUCUGGGGCCUCGCGGAUGCUGCUUUUCGCAGCUUGCAGGAUGAGCAGGGAGCCCUCGCGCAGGAGAGGGAGCAGGAGAGGACCCUGGUGUCCCAGUGCCAGGCUGUGCUUGAGAGUGCUCCCAGCAAGGUGCAGAGCUGCCUGGAAGAGCGGGAUGCCAUCAGGCAGCGAGUGGAUGAAGCUCUACGAGCUAAGGAUCAGGGAUAUCUCUUCCUGGAGGCUUUCUGUGCCCAUGCCAGUGCCCAGAUCAGUGCCCGUGACCAGAGCCUGGCCUCCCAGCAAGAGCUGAGCACGCUGCUGGCCCAAGCCAUCAACCUGCAGGCAUCCCUGUCUGCCGAGGCGCAGUCUUUCCGGGAAUUCUUAGAUGCCACCUUUGAAAAUCUGGAGAAGGAAAGGAGGGCCCUGGAUGAGGAGCGGGAGCAGAUGAGGGCCCUGGUGUCCCAGUCCCAUGCCCUAUUGGAGCAUGUGCCUGGCAAGCUGCAGAGCUGCCUGGAGGAGCUGGCUGCCGCACGGGAACAAGCAGAGGAAGCCCUUCAAGCCAAGGAGGAGGCAUCCUGCCAGCUGGAGAAGACCUUGGUGACCCUGCAGGACACAGAGGCUCAGCUGGAGCAGCUGACAGUGGCCUACUCACGCCUGAGCAAAGACCUGAACUCUGUGAUGAUAAAUCUGGCCAGCAUGGAGCAGGAGCGGGAUGCGCUGCAGCAGGAGAACGAGAAGCAGUGGGAAGAGAUGGCCCAGCUGGCGCAGGAGAAGAACUCCCUGCAGCAGGAGUGCAAGGAGCUGUGCCAGGAGCUGCAGGAGGCCACCGAGUGCCGGGAGUUCCUGAAUCAGGAGAACCAAAUGUGCCGCACACAGCUGCUGGAGGUGGAGGCCAGGCUGAACUCCACGCAGGCCACGCUGCAGGAGCGCAUCCUGCAGCUCAAGGAGCUGAUGGAGUCCCACCAACGCCUGCGGGAAGAGCAGGCUGCCCUCAGCAAGGAGCUGGACAGCACCAAGGCUGAGCUCCUCAGCUUGCAGACAAAGAGAAAUAAAGUUUCUUGGUGCUCCACGGACAUUAUGGAGAGCAAGAUGCGGUUGCAGGAGCUCGCUGACUGCCUCAAGGCUGCUCUGGAAGAGCAGGAUGAUGAUGCAGCUCCAUCGAGAAGCAAAGCCUGGACCCCAGGUCCCCGGACCCCGGGCUGGCAGACCCCACGCCGUGCCUGGACCCCGGCCUUCCGCACCCCGGCCUUCCACACGCCGUCAUGCCACACGCCACACCGUGCCAGCAGCUCCUUCGUGGGCAGCGUCCUGAACGCUGUGGCAGGGAAAGAUGCCAAUGAAACCACCAGAAGUGGGAGUACAGUUGCCAAGGACAAACUUGCAUCUUUGUCAAAGGCAAUAGAUCCUGAGGACACUCUGCUGGAGAGUGUGAAGGAGCUGAGAGCUGUGGUCUCCAACCUUGCCUUGCUGAGCUCCCGCAUCCAGGAACUGGAGCAGAGCGAGUUCAGGGCGCUGCAGAUGGAGAUCUCCGACCUGCAGCUCCGCCUGGAGACAAUGACAGCUGAGAGCCAGGAGAAGGUGGAUGCCCAGGCUGCCACCAUUGCCAAGCUGAACAAGGCACUGAGGACCAAGCUUGAGACUGAGAAGGAGCUGCAGGACGUGGUGAAACAGCAGGAAGAGAAGAUGUUGCAACUCAUCGACAAGAGUGGGGAAGUCAUGAGGCUGAAGGCAGAAGUCUCCGAGCUGAAGCGCUUGCUCCAGCGUGCAGAGACAGAGGCCAAGGUGCUGUGGGAGGAGAUGAGGGGCAAGGAGCACCAGGGGGACACUGCCUACGUCCAGGAGCGGGUCAUGCUGCGGCGGGAGGUGGAUAAACUGAGGCUGCUGCUUGUGGAAAAAGAGGAUGAGAACAUACGGCUCACUGACAAGUACCUGGAGCAGGUCCGAGGGUUGGAGAUGAAGUUCCAUCAUACCCAGAAAGUGCUGAGGACCCACGAGGAGAAGCAGGAGAAGAUAAAAGAGGUCCUGUCGGCUCUCCCUGAAGUGGCUCUGGGUUGCCAGGAGCUCCAGAGCCUGCUGCGCUACCUGGGCCUGAAGCCAGCCACCAAGGAAGCUGCUGAGCCGCUAUAGCCUGUAGCCUGAAACCUUUCCUGUUGUUAAUGUUGUAAUUAUUUAUUGAAUAAAGUUGUGUUGGCUUUUA
This is a messenger RNA of Haemorhous mexicanus (house finch), 4833 nucleotides long. It is a transcript of the gene SPAG5, whose product is annotated as sperm associated antigen 5. Lineage: Eukaryota; Metazoa; Chordata; Aves; Passeriformes; Fringillidae. The coding region runs from base 171 to 4763 and encodes 1530 amino acids. The transcript has 23 exons. Gene Ontology annotation, biological process: cell division; regulation of attachment of spindle microtubules to kinetochore. The record is from RefSeq and is a predicted model, not a curated record.